ACGGCCCAGAGUCCAGUCGCGCCCCGCCUGACGGCCCAGAGUCCAGUCGCGUCUCGUUUGACCGCCCAGAGCCUUGUCACAUCAUGUCUGCCAGUGUGAUGGCAACCGCAAUCCUCAGCAUCUGGGCCGCAAGCUACGCUCCAGAGAACUUGACGACGACUCCAGAAGUCCUACCCGUCGUCAAGUCUGUGCCAGAGGUCUCGUCUGACCUCCCUGAGCCUUGUCACGUCAUGUCUCCUAGCGUGUUGGCAAUCGCCAUUCUCAGUGUGUGGGCUGCACACUCAGCUCCAGAGGUCUCAUCUGUUCGCCAGCCAACUCCAGAGCUCCCGUCUGAUCUCAAGUUUGCUUCGGAGGCCCUGUCUGACCACGAGACAGACCCAGAGGCCUCACCAGUUGGAGAAGCCGCGCCAAUGCCUCCUGAGGUGUCAGCUUCGGCUGUAGAUCCUCCUAGGGAGGCGGCGUUCUACCUCAAACUCUCUGCUUCUCCCCUUAUUCUGUCUGCCUCCUCUGUCUCUACUGUUCCUAGGUCCCAGGCCAUAACGCGGUUUCCUGCUCCAGAGGUCCCGUCUGGUCCCAAGUCUGCUCCAGAGGUCCCGUCUGGUCCCAAGUCUGCUCCAGAGGUCCCGUCUGACCUCAAGUCCGCCCCUGAGGCCUUCCCCGUAGGAGAAGCUGCGCCAAUGCCUCCAGAGGUGCCAGCGUCAGCUGUGGAACCUCUUAUGGAGGGGGCGUUCACCUCAAUACUCUCUGCUUCUCCCCUUCUUCUGUCUGCCUCCUCUGUCCCUGUUCUCCCCAGGUCCCAGUCCAUGACAGAGCCACCUGUUCCGCCCGGAGAGCUGCGGCACCUCCU
Messenger RNA from Labeo rohita (rohu), 847 nucleotides. RefSeq lists its product as uncharacterized. The transcript is spliced from 2 exons. Lineage: Eukaryota; Metazoa; Chordata; Actinopteri; Cypriniformes; Cyprinidae. The annotation marks the transcript as partial. The record is from RefSeq and is a predicted model, not a curated record.